AAACAGCUGAUUCACUGACUUCAUUCUAAACAAACGAAAGAAAUUUAAAAAGGCAAAUAUCAAAGGGCAGAAAAUACUGUGAAAGGGUGAAAAACCAUAGAAUGUCCGCCCUAAUAAACGUUACUGGCGCGCGCCAUUUGCGGUUGGUUUUCCAACGCCUUACUGCAGUGCGUGGCAUCAGCCUCAGUUCAAAGAGUUACACCGACACCGAUGCACAACAAUCUAAAUCCUCAACAGAACAUUUUGAUAUUAUAAUUGGAGGUGGUGGACUAGUUGGCACUACGCUGGCUGUAGCACUCGCCAAAAAUAAGGUGCUCAACGAUAAACGCAUUUUAUUGCUGGAAGGUGCGCCACCAUUCAAAGGCUUCAACAUUGAAUCCCAAUAUGGCAAUCGUGUAUCGGCCAUUAACAACAACAGCGUGGAACUUUUCAAGUCAAUCGAUGCCUGGGACUAUAUGCAAGAGCGUCGGGUUAAGCAUGUCAAACAAAUGCAAGUAUGGGAUGCAUGUAGUGAUGCAUUGAUACAAUUUCAAGAUGAACACUACUCAGAUGACGUAGCGUGCAUUGUCGAAAACGAUCUUAUGUUGGACGCAAUGUAUGCACAAUUGUCUGAUGGCAAAAGUGCACCGAAUGUGCAGGUGCGCAAUAAUGCAAUAAUUGAGGGUUUGCGCUUGUCAGUGGAUACGGGCGAAAAGUACUCACAAGUACACCUUAAAGACGGACAAACAUUGACAUGUGAACUGCUAAUUGGUGCCGAUGGCGCAAAUUCAUUGGUGCGCAAGCAAAUGAAUAUUGAUGUAUUCACAUAUGACUAUGAGCGGCGUGGUGUCGUAGCCACAGUACAGCUAGAAGAUGCAUGCGAUAAUGCUGUGGCCUGGCAACGUUUCCUACCCACCGGCCCUGUGGCCUUAUUACCAUUAAGUGAGACGCUGAGUUCGGUUGUGUGGAGCACAACUAUACCGCACGCAAAGCAGUUGUUGGACAUGCCUGAUGCAGAUUUCGCGAAGGCACUCAAUGAAGCUUUCUUUAAGGAAUAUCCCAAGGAAGGCGUUGUUGUUAAUGCAAUGAAUACUUUAAAUUCACUCAUUGGUCGUAAUCCCAAUAUGAUAAGGCAGUAUCCACCAGGCGUAAAUGGCGUCAUAGAAAAAUCGCGUGCUUCAUUUCCAUUGGGAUUUCUACAUGCCGCUUCGUAUGUGUGCACUGGUGCCGCUUUAAUUGGCGAUGCCGCACAUCGCGUGCAUCCGUUAGCAGGACAAGGUGUGAAUUUGGGCUACAGCGAUGUGCGUGAGCUGGUUAAGGUGUUGGCCGAGGCGACAUAUGCUGGCGCUAAAAUUAGCGACAAGCACUAUCUCGUCAAAUAUGAACAGCGAAGUUUGGCGAAAAACGUACCUAUUAUGGUAGGCGUACACGGACUACACACGCUUUACUCGACUACUUUUACGCCUGUGGUUUUGCUUCGCAGCUUGGGAUUGCAGUUGACCGAUAGUAUUUUGCCGAUCAAAAAUUUGUUUAUGAAACGCGCUAUGGGCUAAAUGCUCUAAAAAGUCGCCACGCCUUUGACGAUAAUGUAAUUUUUUUGUAUUGCAUACGGUAUAUUUUUAAAUGUUGUAUGAACCUAAUUAUUAACGAUUGCGAAUAAAACUGGAACUUGCGCACAUUUUGUUCAAGUUA
Rhagoletis zephyria (snowberry fruit fly) is the source of this 1671-nucleotide messenger RNA. RefSeq names its product ubiquinone biosynthesis protein COQ6, mitochondrial (gene Coq6). Gene Ontology annotation, biological process: ubiquinone biosynthetic process. Gene Ontology annotation, molecular function: FAD binding; 4-hydroxy-3-all-trans-polyprenylbenzoate oxygenase activity. Gene Ontology annotation, cellular component: mitochondrion. Lineage: Eukaryota; Metazoa; Arthropoda; Insecta; Diptera; Tephritidae. The record is from RefSeq and is a predicted model, not a curated record.